Molecule: messenger RNA, 3408 nt
Organism: Zophobas morio
Lineage: Eukaryota; Metazoa; Arthropoda; Insecta; Coleoptera; Tenebrionidae
Exons: 9
Coding region: 52-3408 (1118 amino acids)
Source: RefSeq, a predicted model, not a curated record
UUUUCGGUGGUAGUAAAGGGCGUCUGGGUGAAUAGUAACGACUGGCGCUCCAUGGGCCUUCCGCGGUGGCAGCCCCUUAUGGUCCUCCAUCAGCCGCCAGGAGACUCUUCUUUUUCGACUCUGGAAACUGGUUUUUCUGUUUCAAACGAGUUUUCUAUGUACACCAAAAAGAGCACAGAUUCAAACAGCAGAAAUAGUGUUAAAAUUAGUGAAGAAUCCGAAGGCCUUUUUUGCGGGGGAGCGGCUGCCGCCAUGGUUUGCCACAAGACCAAAAAAAAGUUAUCCUUGAACGAUAUUGGGUUUCUACAGUCGUCUACUAUGGAGGACACCUCGUCCUCCAGUGACAUUAAGCAAGCCAAGUUUUCUUAUGCCAUAUCAACUUCUUCCUAUGCUGGAGCUCGUGGUGGUGGAGGCGACCUAUUUUUAGUGCCGAAUUUAAGAAUUUUAAUAUUUGAGUCGCUACGCCUUAACGUGGAGGCCACUCCCAUUAGUGAGGAGCUUUCCACGUGCUUUAUUGAAGUGAUUCCUGAGUACCAAUGGAAGUUUGAAGAUAAGGAAACGGCGGAUGCCAUAUCCUUAAUAACCGAGUACGACAUUCUUAACAAAGAAAUUCCUCGUCUCGAAAAACUAAAGCAAGACAAUAUGAACCAGAAACUCUCCGGGACCUUCGACGCGGACUUGGAUAAUACCUUAUCGGAAGCUAUAGAAGGAUGGAAAAAAACUGUGGAAAUGAAUGAGCAGAACAAAAUCGAGGCCCUUUCCCGGCCGUUAGCUUUAAAUUUAAAGAGCGCUGUGCUUGGACUGGAGUAUAAACUCUGCUUUCCCGAAGCGGAUAUGGCCUACUUAGAAUUGAUAAAUAAAAUUCCAGAUGACUGCAACAACAAACUAGAUAUAGUUUUCCAGUAUCAAAGGUCCAUGGCUUGUACUAAAAGCGACAAUAAGUUGUGUAAAAGUUCUUCUCAAGACAUAUUUAACACCAUCUGUGGGCAGCCGUUAGAUAUGACAGACUGCAUGGAAGCAGAAGGAGAAGAGGAUCUCGAUAGGAGGUCCGUUUCCGUGAGUGGGAAUGGAAGCAGGGUUCGCAGGGAGGGUGGUGUAGAGGAAGAGUCGCUUGGAAUUAUGAACAACUUGAAAAGUAGUAGCAUUAAUAGGAUAACGUUUUCCGGUGGGGGACAUUCUUUUACUUAUAAAAUUUCUGAAAUAACUCGCUCGUCGGGUACCACCUCAGAGCGAACAGCAACGAAAUUGCAGACAAAUUCUAUAGAAGCUGGAGAAUUAAACUUGCUCUUUGUAAAAACUGUUAAAGAGGAUACUGAAGAUACGACAUAUCUAGUAGAAGUCAUGCAAGACACGGUGAUUUCCAAGGAAAACAGCAAGUUCUUAUCCUUUACACUUUCUGAUUCAAAUAUUGGCGAUAAGUUUGAUGUUGAAGUUUACGAAGACCCGAUGUUUGGCACUCCAGUUUUUGUUACUGUUGCUGGUGCAAGCAAGUGUCCCCACGAAGAAAACACAGUGGUACGUGAAAAAAUCUUUUUAAGGGCAACUCAGGGGCAAAUACUAAACAUUGAGAACGCUAUGCCCGAUGAUAUCGCUGUCAUUCAAUUAGAAAUUGUAAACGAAAACUUUAAUGAUGUGGUGACUCCCGUUUUAUCAUUAGAAAGUCAUACCAACCCCCAUAAUUUAAGAAUUGAUGUGAAUGGAAAGCCCUUAGCCUUGGGCGGACAGAUGUAUAAGCUACAACCAGGCGGAAAACAAGUGGUUAAUUUAGAGCUUAAGCGAGGUUCCGAGUACGUCUACGAAAAUGUCCAAGUUUCAGUGAGGUCGCAGUGUGAAUGGGAAUUAGCCCUCGGAAACGGCAUGUUCCGGCCGCCUCUAAGCAGUGUGAUCGAUAUAUCCAUCUCCUAUCUAGAAGAGUGCGUUCCCGUGCGUUGGUGGGGAAACUUGGACGACUACCAGACUUUUUCGCUGUCUAAGAAUCCAACGUUGGGGUUGGAAGAUCAAGAAGACGCGCUGGCAGUGGAAAUCAAAAAUAUGGGAAAAACAAGUUUUAAAGAACUUGAACGACUUGAAAAAGUUUUCCUUGAGUACCGACUUGUUGGCGAGCGCGAAUGGAGGAUACCUUCUAAAAAAGACUUAGAAAAUACCGGAAAUGUUCUUGCCUAUUUUUAUAAUAAACAACUUGGAAUAGACAAUGAGGAAACGUCUUCUGGUAUCUCAAAGCUUUAUUGGGACACGUCCUCCCUCCUUAGCGGCAAUUACGAGUUGAGGGUACAAGCUCAGUGCCAGUCGUCAGGGAACAAGAACUUUGAUAACACUAUAACCAGCGUUAUUCAAGGAAAGAUUGAUAGAAUAUCACCAGAAUUAUUAGGCAAGCCCACUCCUUCCGACAACUUCUUUAUGCUUGACGGAAUAAUUCAAUUUACCUUUGACGAAAUAUUAAACUGUGAACUUCCCUAUACUAUGAGAGCUACGUUAACUUCCAGCUAUGAAAGUUCAGAAUACUCGGAGAUUUACUAUUACGACCAGAGCAAGGCUGAAGCUGGCAUGGCCAAACUUAAUUUGUAUUGCAAAGAUAACGUAGUGCGAAUUUUUCCCACCGCGCUUAUUAACCUUGAGGCCCUCAUGGGCCAAUUAGUGAAGGUUGAAUUGUGUGAUGUUGAGGAUUUAGUGGGCAAUAAAUUAGAGGACUGCGUUACAAACGAAUUUUUAGUGGGCGCUACCGAAGUUGACACCGUAGAGUCGGAAGUCACGGUGAAACUGCAAGAGAACAGCCUGGCAGGAAAGUCCUUCUCGCAGAUUCUGCAUAACUUUGGUGCAGUAGUAAAAAACGUGACGGGCACUAAUAAAGUAAAACUUGAGCUAAGCUCAGCUUUGGACGAGGAAAAGACCAAUAACCAAACGAAUGCUUCAAAUUCCACCAAUCUGUUGCGAGAGUUAAAUUUAGCUGACGAGAUGCGAAUAAGAGUCUUGUUUUAUUCUAAGAACUCCGGCCCUACGUCAUCGGGAUAUUCGGUGGAUGUAUCAAAAGACUUUCCAAACGAUAAUACUGCUGAGCAGGCCUCUCCGCUGCGCUCAAUACACGCCCUGAACCAGUUUAUGGUUAAACCCAAGCUUAGUAGUGCCAGCGAAGAAGUUUCGGGUGAACUUAAUUACUGGAGAAAUUCAAUUAAAGCUGAACCUUUAGUGCCAACCAUUACGAAAUCUAAAGAAAGAGUUCCAAAUAAAAAGUAUACUCCCUGGGACCGGCCACCUAAGGCUCUCUGGAUUGCAUUGCUUGUCACACUUUCUGUCCUCGUACUCUCAUCUUUGCUUAGCUUAAUAAUGUCACUAUUCUAUUACAGAAGUAAAAUUAAGAGAAAAGUUUAUUUAAAAUUGAUAAGUGACUUACUAGCGCAUGAUGAGGCCUAA